AUGAGUAUUAAUACAGAACAAGCCUUACUUCAUGGAGAUUAUAAUACUUAUUGUUCAACAGAUGAGGAUUUAGAAUUAAAAGACUCACAUUCCUUUUUGGAAGAAUUUAAACAAUUAUUAAUGGCCACAUUUCCGUUGGCAAUUACAUUUUUUUUGCAAUAUGCAUUUUCAAUCACAUCUUUAAUUGCAGCUGGUAGACUAGGUCCACUUGCUCUUGGAGCAGCAUCAUUAGCUCUUACGGUUUUCAACUGUUUUGGUCUUUCAAUCUUUCAGGGCCUUCUGACAUCACUUGAUUCAUUGUGUGCGAUGACGUUUGGGCGUCAAAAUUUUUUUGGAGUUGGUUUAUAUUUUCAAAGAUGUACAGCUAUAAUGUUUACUGCGAUGAUUCCUUUAAUAGUGUUUUGGUGGUAUUCAGGCGUCUUUUUGGGGUUGUUUGUUCAGGAUAGAGACUUAGUUAAUUUAGCACAAACCUUUUUAAGAUGGCAUAUUGUUGGUGUUCCAGGUUUGAUUUUGUUUGAAGGAUUAAAGCGAUUUUUGCAGUCACAACAUAUUUUCCAUGCUGGUACUUACGCUUUGGCUAUUGCAGUCCCCUUGAAUAUAAUUUUGAAUUGGUUUUUGGUUGUAAGUGAGUAUGGUCUAGGAUAUAUUGGAAUUCCAAUAACGAUAGCAAUCACAUAUUGGUUUAUGUCAGUGUUGAUGAUAGGAUAUAUUUACUUCAUUGAUGGUAGCAAAUGUUGGGGUGGUCUUCAGUUACGAGAAGCGUUUUCUAACUGGGAACCAAUGUUGAGUUUAGCUAUACCAGGAGUUAUUACGUUGAUAUCUGAAUUUUUAGCAUUUGAAAUUUUGGUCUUUUUUGCAGCCAACUUUCCAGAUCCUGCAUCAAAAGUUUCAGCACAAGCAAUAGUUUCAAACAUUGCUUCACUUUUAUAUCAAGUACCAUUUUCAGCAAGCGUUGCAAUCACAACUAAAUUAUCAUAUUUCAUUGGUAAAAAAGAUAUAUAUGGUGCCAAACUUAUGAUUAGAAUAUUUUUUGCAACAGCUCCAAUCAUGGGUGUUAUAAAUUGUUUAAUUUUUGUUUUAGGUAGAAGCAAAUUAGCACAAUUGUUUACUGAUGAUGAAGUAGUUUUAAAUCUUGCCACUGGGUUGAACGUGUUGGCGGGUAUUAACCAGCUAUGUGAUUCAUUUAAUGUUUUAGGUUCUGGUGUGUUAAGAGGAAUGUUUCAAUAUAAAUUAUCAUCCUUUUUAAGUUGUUUUUGCUUUUACGGGUUGGCUAUACCCUUAGGUUAUAUUAUGGGGUUUAAGUUUCAUCAUGAAUUAUUUGGAUUAUGGUACGGCUUAAUCAUAGGUGUGUUUUUCUUAGCACUUGCACAAGUUAACUUCAUAUUGCGUAGUAAUUUAAAAGCAAUCAUUAUUACUCUGCAUAAUUUGCAUGAAUCUCAAUAG
Lodderomyces jiufengensis is the source of this 1443-nucleotide messenger RNA. RefSeq lists its product as uncharacterized. Gene Ontology annotation, biological process: xenobiotic detoxification by transmembrane export across the plasma membrane. The coding region runs from base 1 to 1443 and encodes 480 amino acids. Lineage: Eukaryota; Fungi; Ascomycota; Pichiomycetes; Serinales; Debaryomycetaceae. Gene Ontology annotation, molecular function: antiporter activity; xenobiotic transmembrane transporter activity. The transcript has a single exon. Gene Ontology annotation, cellular component: membrane. The record is from RefSeq and is a predicted model, not a curated record.